Fusarium musae is the source of this 669-nucleotide messenger RNA. RefSeq lists its product as uncharacterized. The record is from RefSeq and is a predicted model, not a curated record. The coding region runs from base 1 to 669 and encodes 222 amino acids. NCBI's taxonomy places the organism in Eukaryota, Fungi, Ascomycota, Sordariomycetes, Hypocreales, Nectriaceae. Gene Ontology annotation, molecular function: oxidoreductase activity. The transcript has a single exon.
AUGACAAAGUUCAAAGUUACUGUUACUUCCGACACCGUCUGCCCUUGGUGCUAUGUCGGUCGCAGACAGCUCCAGGCUGCGCAGCGCCUGUGGGAGCAGAAGUACCCCGACUCAAACGACACUUUCGACAUCAGCUACAAGCCUUUCCAGCUAGCGCCUGAUUGGGCACGAGGUCCUGCAUCGAGCAUCUCCAAAGAAAAGUUCUACCUCGAGAAAUUCGGCAAAGACCGCGUGGUCAAGAUGCAUCAGCAUUUGAAGGGUGUCGGAGAGUCCCUCGGAAUCGACUUCAAGUUCGGAGGACAGACAGGAAACUCGAGAGAUUCGCAUCGACUUGUUCAGCUCGCCAAGAAGCACGGCCAGGAUGCCGAGAGCAAGGCGCUUGAUGGUCUCUUUGCUGCAUACUUUGAGAAGAACGACGACAUUACCAGCUACGACACCUUGAGAAAUGUGGCUGUCGAGGCGGGAAUCCCCGAGGAUGAGUUCCAGAAGGCUAUCGUCGAGAGCGACGAGGGUGGCCCAGAGGUUGACAAGCUUGCGGGCGAGGCGCGAUACAGCGGUGUCAGUGGUGUCCCUGACUUUGUUCUUCAGGACCGGUUCCGGCUCCAUGGCGCCAACGAUCCGUCGACAUUCGUGAGCGUUUGGGAGAAGAUCAAGGCGGCUGAGCUGUAA